AGCGCACUGAGCAUCAGCUAACGAGAUAAGCAAACACACACUGACCAAACAAACAUGGUGAAGAUCACUUUCCAGACAGUUUCGGCGCAGAAGCCUGAAAAAGAGAUCGAUGAAGACAAGAUCAUUAUACCUCAGGCUCACGGGCAGCUGGUUCUUCCUGUCAGGCACAAAAAGCCUUUUCCAACCGGCCUCUGCUGCCUCACCUUUGGCCUGGUGGUCUUCAUGUCAGGACUGGUGCUGUCCUCUAUCUAUGUCUAUCGCUACUACUUUAUACCUCAGCAGAUCCCAGAAGACAGCUUGUUCCACUGCCGGGUUGUCUACGAGGACUCGGUCUACGCUCCUCUGAGGGGACGACAAGAACUGGAGGAGAAUGUUAGCAUCUACCUUGACGAUAACUACGAGCAGAUCAGUGUGCCCGUGCCACACUUUGGAGGCAGCGACCCCGCUGAUAUCAUCCACGACUUCCAGAGGGGCCUCACGGCUUAUUAUGACAUUGCCUUGGACAAAUGCUACAUCACAGAGCUGAACACAACCUUGGUGAUGCCUCCACGCAGCCUGUGGGAGCUGCUCGUCAACGUCAAGAGAGGGACGUACCUUCCUCAGACUUACAUCAUCCAGGAGGAGAUGAUGGUGACCGGGAGGGUGAGAAACAUGAGGCAGCUGGGCCCGUUCAUCCACAGACUCUGCUAUGGCAAAGAAACCUACCGCCUCAGACGCCGCAGUCAGCACAGACGUAUCGAGAGGCGCGACGCAAAGAGGUGCCACAGCAUUCGCCACUUCGAGAACACGUUUGUGGUCGAGACCGUCAUCUGCGACCGGUUCUAAAUCCGAAGCGGAAAUGCCAGCCAUCCAACUCUGAAACCAUACCUCUUGAAUUCUUUAGGCUUAUAACUGCACUUUAAGAGCAAGUGUUUGUCCAACAGUUUGACUUUCUGUUUUGUGUCUCCAGUUGGAAAUGCUCUUUUAAUUGUUCCAUGUACAAUGUCGCUGUCUUUUUUUAUUCACGGUCCGUGUAUGUGGAUGAUGUGAUACACGUGUUGGGAUAUAUCUGUAGCUUGUCGAGCAGCGCGUACGAUGUUAACGUGUGUCAGUUUGUCACGUCAGACUGAGACGUGAUUGGGAUUUAUUUUAGGAAUGUCCUUAUUGUUACCUGGUAACCCAGUGCACUGUGGGUGAUGGAAUGGAUAUGUUGAAGCUGCUUGCACGGUGCACUCAUGUUAAUAUUUGUUUCUUUGUUGUUUUUUUAUUUCGUUUUUGAAUGUCAUGUAAAGGCGAAACAUACCUCAUGUACAUUAGACGUUUCUUUGCUGGUUUGUAUCAUUAAUGAAGGGUGUAUAUAACUUUGAUUGUUCCUAAGCAAUAUAUACUGUAAAUUGAUUUUUUUCUGGAGCUCAUAUUGUUACUGGCAUAGAUUUUUAUCUAAAAUCGACUUGUUUUGUCUCUUUAUUUCCUUUGGUAUCACACUUGACUACUCCUUAGAUAUAAUGGCUUUAGACUGUAAUUAGUAGCAGUACUUCAGACAGAAGGAACCAAAGUCUGCUGUCAGAGAUGCUAUGCUUCGUGUUAAGGAUAUAUGAUAUAUUUAGAAAGAGUGCUUUUUUGUCUAGAUCACUUACUGUAGAUGAUAUCAAAGGCUAAAACGUUGCCCUGCUCUUCCUCCUCUUCACUUGGAUUUUGCCUGUUGUCUUUAGCUCUCGCCAGUUCCCAAUCCAUUUUAUUCUGGCAUUCUAAUCUCUACAAUGUAAAACUUGGAGCAAAUAAGGCGGGUCAUGUGCUCCUAUUUCACUGUCCUGGAUACUUUAUUUCACUGUACAGUCGAUUCUUCUUGUAAUAUCUCACUGCUUAAAGAAUAAAUUAUCAAACUUUU
Molecule: messenger RNA, 1867 nt
Organism: Cyclopterus lumpus (lumpfish)
Lineage: Eukaryota; Metazoa; Chordata; Actinopteri; Perciformes; Cyclopteridae
Gene: itm2cb
Product: integral membrane protein 2Cb
Exons: 6
Coding region: 55-825 (256 amino acids)
Biological process (GO): negative regulation of amyloid precursor protein biosynthetic process
Cellular component (GO): plasma membrane; Golgi apparatus; extracellular exosome
Molecular function (GO): amyloid-beta binding
Source: RefSeq, a predicted model, not a curated record